AUGGGAAAAGAAUUCAGCGCCGUGGAGCCGGAUCUACGUGUACUGUUGCGCAAGGCAGUGAAGAAGGACUCGACCACUAAGACAAAGGGUUUGAAGGAACUGCAGAAAGCCAUAAUGCAGAGGAACGGCGCUGCAGUGUCGUGCGUGUGGAAACUUUGGCCACGAAUUUACAAAAAGCUUUGUUUGGACGAAGAUUUUAAAGUGAGGGAAGUUAGCCACCGAUUGUGUCGCGAGUUACUUUCUCGUCACCCUGAUCCCAAGAACGCGAUUACUUCAGUCGCUUACCUCCUUUUCCUCGUCGAGCACGAUCCUUAUUCGGUUUGCUCUGACGUUUCUACUGGAAUCAUUGCAGAGCACCUUCCUGGCGAUCGCCGCCUAGAACUGAUGAAUUCAUGCUCAGCAGAAGUUUUCGAGGUAAGCUAA
Messenger RNA from Soboliphyme baturini, 423 nucleotides. The record is from the annotation of a GenBank genome assembly. NCBI's taxonomy places the organism in Eukaryota, Metazoa, Nematoda, Enoplea, Dioctophymatida, Soboliphymatidae.